Hermetia illucens (black soldier fly) is the source of this 4861-nucleotide messenger RNA. It is a transcript of the gene VGlut, whose product is annotated as vesicular glutamate transporter 1. Gene Ontology annotation, cellular component: synaptic vesicle membrane; excitatory synapse. The record is from RefSeq and is a predicted model, not a curated record. NCBI's taxonomy places the organism in Eukaryota, Metazoa, Arthropoda, Insecta, Diptera, Stratiomyidae. Gene Ontology annotation, biological process: neurotransmitter loading into synaptic vesicle; regulation of synapse structure or activity; synaptic transmission, glutamatergic. The transcript has 9 exons. Bases 749 to 2518 code for a protein of 589 amino acids. Gene Ontology annotation, molecular function: L-glutamate transmembrane transporter activity; neurotransmitter transmembrane transporter activity.
AAUUUUACAAUAUUGGCCCGGCGCUACUGACGAAAACCUGGCCCAACCAGACCCUCCUCAGACAGAGUUCGACUUUGGACCUAGUGAAAACUCUGUCUGAAUGGUGGUGUUCGUGAUCAAACUUUUCCAUCAGUAUUUUCAUUUUUAAGUUUUAUUAUUAGUUUUAUUUUAUUUAAUAUUGUUAAUUUCUUAUAUUUUUAUUUAUUAAAAAAAUAUACAAAACCUUGAAACGGUCCAGGGGUUGUAAUAUCUUACAAAAGAUUAAAAGAUAACUGGAAGAAGUAAUCCUGCAUUGAAAAAUAAUGUGCAACGUCUAGUGGAAUUAUAAAAAAAUAUAGUAAAUAAUAAUCUAGCGGAAAUUAGUGAAAAGUGUUAAUUCAUCUGAGGUUAGUGCACAGAUAAACUAUUUGGAUUAUAUCACGGAAUCCAUACCAACUGCAUUUACAGAAAUCUCAACAACAAAUUCUAAUCACCACACAACCAAACGUCAUGAUGUCCUUGUAAAUGAGCAAUUUGGACGGAUUAAAACGGCCAGCCCACAUCAAAUCACCACUGGCUGUUGAAAAAUUACUCCAACCCAGUUGGAGUCAGGACAUCGAAAGGUGGUUUGGAUUACACCCGAACGAACGACUCCCGUCCAAAGCAAUCUGAAAGACUCAACACUCCGGAACGAACCAGCAACCCCAUCAUAACUUCACCAUCAAAUUCACCACCCCCCGGUGUGCAUCCAAAUAAGUAACCGAGAAAAAUGCGAGGAUUAGGGGCGAUAAAGGAGCGAGCAGCAGGCGUCUUUGGCGGAUUGAAGCCAACGUACGAGAACUUCGAAGUCUCCAAACAUGGCUACGAACAGAUGGAUGGAGGCGAAGUGGGAGACCAUGGAGGUGGAUAUGGUCAAGAAGGGAUGGCCGAGUCACCUGGAUCAUUUGAAGAAAUCGAACGUCCCCCAUUGCGUCAUAUAGAUAAGUAUUGUCGUGCGGAAUGUCCAUGCUUGCCCGCUCGAUUCACAAUAGCUGUGAUGGCCUGCAUUGGCUUUAUGAUAUCCUUUGGAAUGCGAUGCAAUAUGUCAGCGGCAAAAUUAAAAUUGGAACAUAAUGGGACUGCUUUUCUAAAUUGGACGGUGGCCACGGAAAGCCAUGUGGAUUCCUCAUUCUUCUGGGGCUACUUGGUGACGCAGAUUCCAGGCGGCUUUGUUGCAUCUAAAUUUCCAGCUAAUAGGGUUUUUGGUGUCGCCAUCGUGUCGUCGGCAUCGCUACAUCUAUUGGUUCCGGCUGCUAUGAAUAUGCUGCGAGGAAAAGUGGUGAUAGGAGUUCGAGUGCUACAAGGUCUAUUUGAGGGCGUAACGUAUCCUGCCUGCCACGGAAUAUGGAGAUUCUGGGCUCCACCUCUUGAGCGUUCCCGACUAGCAACGUUGGCAUUCAGCGGAUCAUAUGCUGGUGUUGUAUUUGGACUUCCUCUGUCAGGAAUUUUAGCCGACGCUAUUGGAUAUCAAGCUCCCUUUUAUGCGUAUGGUAUUUUUGGAAUAACUUGGUACUGUUUCUGGCUGUGGCUCUGUUUUGAAAAUCCACGAAAACAUCCAACAAUCAGCAUACAAGAGUUGAAGUACAUUGAAAAGUCCUUGGGAGAAAGUUCGCAGCAAACUACAAUGCCAUCAAUAGCCACUACUCCUUGGAAGCAAAUGAUGACAUCCAUGCCUGUCUACGCCAUCAUAGUUGCGAAUUUCUGUCGUUCGUGGAACUUUUAUCUCCUUGUUUUGUAUCAGAGCUCCUUCUUGAAACACAAGUUCGGUUUCCAGAUUGAAGAGGCUGGACUGAUUGGAUCCCUUCCGCAUCUUUUGAUGACUACUAUUGUGCCUUUUGGUGGUAUGUUGGCGGAUCAUUUACGUAAAAAUGGAAUUAUGUCAACGACCAUGGUGAGAAAAGUGUUCAAUUGUGGCGGCUUCGGAAUGGAAGGACUUUUCUUUUUGGUCGUUGCACACUCCUCGACUUCGAAAGGAGCUCUGUGCGCCCUGACGGCCGGAGUUGCGUUUAGUGGUUUCGCUAUAUCGGGAUACAACGUUAAUCAUCUAGAUAUCGCCCCUAGGUACGCCAGUAUCCUGAUGGGUCUUUCGAACGGAAUUGGAACGUUAGCAGGAGUUAUAGUUCCUUAUGCAAUUGAUAGGCUUAUAAAGGAUGAUCCGACUGGAUGUUGGACGACCGUUUUCACAAUAGCCGCCUCUGUCCAUUUAGUAGGCAUCUCAUUUUAUGGAAUCUUUGCAUCGGGUGAAUUACAACCAUGGGCUGAACCAGUGGUUGAAGAACAGAAAGUAUGGAGUCCAACUACCGCAGGAUAUUUGAAAGAAACAGAAUUUAAUGAAACAGAAAACACACAAAUGCAGCAAAAUAGUACAAUUAAUUAUGGCGCAACAGGACAUGUUCCUAACAAUCCUUUCGCCUUUCCCAAUGCAAUUGCCGAAGAGCCAGUGCAGCCUGAAGCAACUGACUCAUAUAUGCAUGGAACACCUGAGGAUAGAAACUAUUAAAAUUAUAAAAAAAGAAAAAUAGUAAAUUUCAUUGAUUAAUCCAUUUUAUUAUUAAUUCAUUGAUUUCCAGUAAUAUCCAUUGAAACCCCAAUUGUUUUACUCGAAAUUACUAAAAAGAUUUUUAAUUGCAACAAAAGUAAAGUUGAUCAUCGAAUUGCCAUAGACAGCAUACGUACAUAUAUACAUACAUUCUAGAGAUAAUUUUGUAAAUAAAAUCUGCUUCAGAUUUGUAUAAUACAUACGUGAAUGAAAUUGACUAGUCUGUCAUAUACCCCCCCCUUAAACUGUGAAUUUAAAUAAGGGAUAUAUGGCAUUAAGAUAACGAUUGCGUUGUAUUAUAGAUUUGAAAAAAAUUGAACUGAUGCUAAAUUAAUUGAAUUGAUAAUGAUAGUAAUCAAAGUAAAUCCAUUAAGUAAUUAAAUUUAAAUAAAUAGGCAUUAAAGAACGAACGAAAUUGCCCUGCUUAAGCAAUUAUUAAUUAGAUAGAUAAGAUUAUAUUUGAAAGAUGAAACUCUCGAAUAGGAGCUGAAAUAUAGAAGAUACUAAAUCAGAUGUGAGUCUGUAAGUCGCUAUUGCAAGUUCCGUGCCGACGGAGAUAAGGAGAUACAGAGUUUAGAAUUCAAUUUGAAAUAUUUGCAUAAUUUUUCCCCAAAAUUAUUAUUGACUUUAAUCGAAAACUAGAUGUCUGUAUUAACAAAUUGGAAAUAUUUAAUAAUGAAAAUUGCAUUUGUUAAUUGUGCACGUUUUUUAUUAACGUAAAUAAUGGUAAUAUUGGAGGAAUAGUGCUAUGUAUAGUUGUUAGAUACAUAAAUAAUUAAAUGUGAUUUCAACUACUAAUAAUGUGUAUAAAAUUAGCGUAAUUUACUUCAAGUUCUCAAUGUUUCUGUUCUACAUCGACGAACGCUACUUACAUACAAUCUUAUCGUAUCGUAUCUUAUUGUUUCAAUUUCUUAAAAAUGCACAACUGAAGAGUCAAUUUUAAUAAAAGCAAAAUAAACAAAUUGUACAGGAAAACUAAACGAAAUAAUUAGCAUCUGUAAAUUUACUAAUAUUAGUCACUAUAGCGAUUGUUAAUCGGACAAUUAAAAUAAUAAUUAUUAUUUAUGAAUUUAGCAAAUUAUUUAGCAAUAUUCAAUCUACAAUAAGUUGAUGCUAAGAAACCUCGGAUUUGUUGAAUUUCAAAACCCAAUUGCUUAUUGUUAUUUGCAUUUACUGCAAACAUUAAUACUUUAGUAUCAAAGUAUCUUAGUUUCAUUUAUAGUUAUCUUUCAGCUAAUCAUUGUUUUGGGAAACAUAAUUGAAUAAGUCUAUUAAAUAUAGUUGCGUAUGCAUGCAUGAUAAUAUUAUAAUUACAAAACUUAAUUUGAGAGAAUAUUUGUUCACUCUCAAAGGCUGUGUUGACAAUAACAUUUUAGUAUAAUUAAGGACAAAUUACAAUACUUAGAUUAAUAAUAUUAACGAUGUGUAAUAAAUAAGUAAAAUAUUCAGAGAAUAUAUGGAUAAAGAGGUUAUAUGUGGAAAAUUGAAGAUUAUAACUAGAUUUAAGUAAAAAAUAACAAUUCACUCAUAUAAUAAUCACAAUCAGAAUAUUAUUUGCAAGCAUAUCAUUCAACAAUGUGUUGGUGCAUUGUUGAAGUCAUUUCUUCAUUCAAAACGCUUAUUUGUUCCAGAACGUUUAACGUUGCAUUCUUUGUUAACUUUAAGUCCUAAAACUAUAAUUAAUCAAUCAUACAGAGUUUUAGCAAAGACGCAUUAUUCUCCGUUGAGUUACAUUGCGAAUAAUUCUUAUAAAACUAAGUUUGAUAAUUGGUCCCAGUUUCCUACUUAAAAAGUGCUAAUUUACUUUCAUUGCCGCAUGUAGGCUUCUAAUGAAAUAUAUUGAAAUAUAUUACAAAUGUUCCUCAAACUAUAAAAAUAAAAUUUAUUCUCCUUUUGAAGAUAUAAAUUCUUAUUUGUUCAAUCUUAAGAUACAAUUUGGAAAAAGCUUACUCAUAUUUGGAAUAUUUGUUCAAAUGAAUUGUUUAUGAAUUUCUCUCCAAAAAAUGUGGACUACAAUUUCGUCCAGGAAACAAUCGACAUGCAAACAGAGAAAUAUCUUCAAAAUCAUAUAUUCAUUUAUCAAGUACCAAUUGGAACUAAAAAGAUAUAAAAACAGAAAAAUGAUUAUUUAAAUCGAUGAUAAAGUAUUAUAAUAUUUUUUUUUUUCAAAUAGUACUGAGAAUGACUAUACCAUAAAUUAGGAUAGCCCUUCGGAAAAGGUGCAUUGACAUCUGCGCUCUGCAAGAAACCCGAUGGUCUGGUUCCAAAAGCUGCGACAUUGAACGCGAACGCGGUAAAAAUGGC